Meriones unguiculatus (Mongolian gerbil) is the source of this 1453-nucleotide messenger RNA. It is a transcript of the gene Tnip3, whose product is annotated as TNFAIP3 interacting protein 3. The record is from RefSeq and is a predicted model, not a curated record. Gene Ontology annotation, biological process: cellular response to lipopolysaccharide; regulation of transcription by RNA polymerase II. The transcript is spliced from 10 exons. Lineage: Eukaryota; Metazoa; Chordata; Mammalia; Rodentia; Muridae. Bases 86 to 799 code for a protein of 237 amino acids.
ACGUCGACAACUCCCAAAUGAACAACAUGAGGAGACACUGGUAACAAUCACUCACCAAUGUGAAGAUUAUGAAAGGUGUGAGAGCAUGGAGCUUGAUGACAAAAUCCGGGACCUGAUAGCAGGCACCCCAGAGGCCACUUCCAGCUACAGAAAUGUCCCUUCUUCACAGGAUAUGGCUGGACUGAGCACCACAGCAGCUCACAUGGAGCAUGCAGAGUGUGCUCCAUCAAGAAGAAAAGACUUGACAAAUUCUCUUGAGCAAAAGAUAAAGCACUUGGAAAAACAGAGACAAGAGCUCUUGGAAGUCAAUCAACAGUGGGACCAGCAAUUCCGAAAUAUGAAGAAGUUAUAUGAAAGAAAGGUCGUGGAGCUGAAAACUAAGCUGGCUGCCGCAGAAGUUACUCACGCCCUUGAGAAGGAGCAGAAGCAAAGCGUGACAGAGGGCGACAGGCAGCUUGAGAAGGAAAACAACAGCCUAAGGGAAGAAUUACAAGCACUGAAGAAGGAGAAUAAGCUGUUGAAGGAAAACAAUGCUCUGGCAAAUAGGAAGAAAGAACAUUAUGCAUGUGAAAUUAAACGACUCAAUAAGGCUCUGCAGCAUGCCUUGACAAUUGGGAGUGCUUCACUUUCCGAGGACUCGGGGAAGAGUAAGUGCAGGUGCAGCCACACGGAGAGGAGGACAGAGGUGGAAAGUCACCAGCAGCAGCCAGACUAUCAAUGGAGUGCUCCCAACCAGCUUCCUCCCCAUGCACAGCACAAGGCACAUGGUUUCUCUUCAGAAAGGAAAUUCAACCGGUAGAGAUGCAUGCUAGCAGAGCGGAAUGGACGGUGGGCUCUCAGCUAUGGCCACUUUGCUUCUUCAGGACAGCUGUGAAUAUUCUCCUUUGAGAUCUGCUUGCAUUUCCUUCCCUGUGUCCUGGAUAGAGGAAAAGUCAGGACCACUGAGACACAAUAGAACAGGAAGAUACUCUGCAGCCACGCUGAGCUUUUCUCCACAAUGACACAGGACAGCUGAUUACAUGCUUCUCCUCGAAACUCUCUUCAACUAACCACUGAUGGGUUUGCGAAGAUGACUCCAGAACUUAAAUGACUUCAGCUAUGGUGGCGUGACAUUCUAUACUGAUUUAGAAUGUACACAUAUUAAGCCAAGCACAGUGGCACAUCAUAUAAUUCCAUGGGGAGUUCAGGCAGGAUUACAGGGAGUUCAAGGCCAACCUGGGUUGUAACUAGAAUGCCAGAUCAGCCCAUUUCUUCAACUAAAAAAAAUUUAAUAACACACUGUGUAGUCUCUGGAAGAAAACCUUGUUUUCAUAAUGGCUAACUUGGUUUUUCAUUGUUUUGACAGCUGGACUAGGUGAUAUGCUCAUUAUUACUGAACUUGAAACUAAAUGAAUGUGAAUAGACAAUCAAAGGACCUCUAGACUUCCCCUGACUAAAUAAGUUAAACUGAAUA